GUAUCGAUAAGUUAAUAUAUUGUAUGGUUUUCUAUCGCACUCCAUGUCAACUCAUAACCUAUCGACUUCAGUGGCCAUCACCAACAACAGAUAAAGUGGCAACACCGCCGUGUAUAUACAUUUUGAGAGAAAAUUUUGUUCAGGACUGCUCAUCACCGUCGUACCAAUUAGCUUACAAGCAUUUUAAGGACCCUGGACAUUAAAUAGCUAAAUCUAACCGGAAAAGGCUGAGUGGGCAACACUUUAGCCUGCGCCGCCGCCAACGUCGUCACACAAAAUGAAUAAACCAAGAGGCACAGCAGUUUUUUGUUAAUUUUCUGAAAUUUCAAUUUGUCUCGUCGUUAUCAUCAUCCGCAUCGUAAUUUUUAGCAGGACUCUCUUAUUACCACCCAUCGCCCGCCCGCCCAGCUAGCUUUGUGGGAAACAUUGUAUUAAAGUUCGUUUACUGGAACAUUUUCUCUAGCACCCAGGAGCUUCGUCUUUUUACUACUCUUCACUUCUCCAACGAGACGAACACACAACUACUUAGUUAUGUCAUCGACCGCCGGCAAACGUAAGGAAAUAUACAAAUACCUGGCGCCAUGGCCAUUGUACUCCAUGAACUGGAGUGUGCGCCCAGACAAACGUUUUCGUCUUGCCCUGGGCAGCUUCAUCGAGGAGUACAACAACAAAGUGCAAAUCAUUAGCCUGGACGAGGAUACCAGCGAAUUUAGUGCUAAAAGCACCUUUGACCAUCCAUAUCCUACAACAAAAAUCAUGUGGAUACCAGACUCGAAAGGCAUCUAUCCCGAUUUGUUGGCCACAAGCGGUGAUUAUUUGCGCGUUUGGCGCGCUGGUGAACCGGAUACCCAUCUGGAGUGCGUGCUAAAUAAUAACAAAAACAGUGAUUUUUGCGCGCCGCUAACAUCGUUUGACUGGAACGAGGUGGAUCCCAAUUUAGUUGGCACAUCAUCCAUAGACACCACCUGCACAAUAUGGGGCCUAGAGACAGGGCAGCCGCACGCGCGCGUUUAUGUGGCUGGGCAUGUUAAGACACAGCUGAUAGCACAUGACAAGGAGGUCUAUGACAUUGCAUUUUCACGUGCCGGCGGGGGCCGGGAUAUGUUUGCCUCAGUUGGCGCUGAUGGCUCCGUGCGCAUGUUUGAUUUGCGUCAUCUGGAGCAUUCGACCAUUAUCUAUGAGGAUCCUGCGCAUACUGCGCUGUUGCGCUUGGCCUGGAAUAAACAGGAUCCAAAUUACUUAGCCACUGUUGCCAUGGAUUCAUGUGAAGUUAUUAUUUUAGAUGUUCGUGUUCCUUGUACACCUGUUGCAAGACUGAGCAAUCACAGAGCGUGCGUCAACGGUAUUGCGUGGGCGCCGCAUAGUUCCUGUCACAUUUGCACUGCCGGUGAUGAUCACCAAGCACUGAUCUGGGAUAUACAACAAAUGCCACGCGCAAUCGAGGAUCCAAUUUUAGCCUAUACAGCUGCUGAAGGCGAAGUCAAUCAAAUACAAUGGGGUGCCACGCAACCCGAUUGGAUAGCCAUUUGCUAUAACAAAGCGUGCGAGAUCCUGCGGGUCUAAGAGUCAAUUUUUCUUACCACCCAUGCAACUUGUCCCCCCUCCCGACCCACACUGCUCUGCCCUGUGGCUGUGAUGUGAGUAUGCUGUGGCUGCAGAACGCACAGUUGUCAACACACCCAACAACAGCAGCAGAUGCAACACCAACACACAGAUACACAUACUCAAACACACACACAUGCGGAUACAAAACGCAAUGUAGUUGUAGGUUUUGUAGGCGCAGCGGAAGAAACGCGUUUUAAUUACAUAAAAUACACAUAUAUAGUUUUGUAUUCGGACGUCGAUUUAUAUCCCACAAUCCCGCAUCCGCAUCUGCAUCCCAACAUGGUGUAAUGGUCGCCAGUGUCUGUGGGUCAACAAAGGUAAAAAUGAGACGCGUAGGCGGAGCAGCCGGGCAAUUCUAUUAGGGUCUAGUUUUUUAAUGCUCUCUGUGGCCAGGCCAGGCACAUUUAGCAUCCUUAGCUUAGUUGAACAUAAUGUUAUGAUAUAUAAGUCUCAAGGUAUAACCAAAAUAUGUAUUGCUAUUUGUAAUUUAUUUGACUCGUUUCGCACGUUAUGCUGAAGAACCGGACGCUUAGUUUUAUUUAUUGACAUGUCUGGCUUAUUAACAUUCUGUUUUUAAGAUGGCAAAAACAUAUACACAUAAAAAAAAAACAAGAUGAACAAAAGAAAAACAAUGUCCUACCUCGUUUUCCAACAUGUAAAAUGUUGUUAAUAUUUGUGUCUAACCGCAUUAAGAACAACAACAACAACAAACCAAACAAACAACUACACGCAAAUGAGAGAAAACCCAAAUGAAAAAAGUAUCCAAAAAGACGCUAAAGGCUUCUUUUUGCUUUUGUUUUUUUUUUCAUAUUUUUUUUUGGAAAUGUUUUUUAAUUUUUUGUUCAAAUGUUUCUUACACGUUUUCUAUUAGAACCAAACACCAAAACAAACAACAAAAGGACUUAAGCAAACGUAAACGCAAACGCAAAGCAAACAUAAAUAAGCGAAAAUACUUGUAUUUAGAAAACAGAAAUGAACUAAAAAAAAAACAAAAAAGGAAGAAAAAAAACAAAACAGCAACUGCACAACCACAGCUAAAUACAAUACUUACUAUUUAAAAUACAACUAAAACAAAAACCGAAAUAUUAUAUUGAGCGAGAGAGAAUACAAGAUUGUUGCUAUCCAUUUAAAAAAAACACAAAACAAAAACCAAAACAAAAUGAACAUAAAA
This is a messenger RNA of Drosophila montana, 2776 nucleotides long. It is a transcript of the gene wap, whose product is annotated as DDB1 and CUL4 associated factor wap. The transcript has 7 exons. Gene Ontology annotation, cellular component: nucleus. The record is from RefSeq and is a predicted model, not a curated record. Bases 532 to 1563 code for a protein of 343 amino acids. Lineage: Eukaryota; Metazoa; Arthropoda; Insecta; Diptera; Drosophilidae. Gene Ontology annotation, molecular function: protein binding.